AUGGACGCCCUAUUAUGCCUAGGAUUGUCAGCCACCGAGGUAACAGGACUUCGCCGCUACCAGGGAUAUGAAGUUGCGCCGACUUGGCAAAUAUGUCUUAGCCUUUUCAUUCUACAGUACUUCAGUCUGAAGUUUUAUCGGAUUGUCGUGUACCCAACCUGUGUUUCCCCAUUGAGGCGGGUACCAGGACCCAAGGACGGCCACCCACUCAUCGGCCAUGCAUACAAGUUAUUCACAGCUUCACCCACCUCGUUGCAAGUUGCCUGGAUGAGAGCAGACCCGAAAGCCACGUUCAUCAGAUAUCUCAGUUUUAGGAAUCGUGAGACCCUCAUUCUCAACAGCCCUCAAGCACAUCGAGAGGUCCUCCAGACCAACUGCUAUGCAUUCGUCAAGCCGGCGUUCUUGAAGCGCGUCAUUGGCGACAUGGCUGGGCACGGCAUCAUGUUCACUGAAGGGGAUGCCCACAAGCGGGGUCGACGCCUGCUGGUCGGCCCGUUCUCACAUAGAAAUAUCAAGCGGUUACUUCCAAUAUUCAAUUUCAAGGCGAAGGAGAUGGUUUCAGUACUUUCAAAGAUUGUUGGGAAUGAGUAUCAACAUGACGUGGAAGUGACUUCAUGGCUCAAUAAGACAACCCUUGACAUUAUCGGCAUAGCCGUCCUUGGUUAUCAGCUCGAUGCUCUGACAUCCCAUUCGGCGUUUUCGGACGCCUAUAACACAAUGUUCGAAUUGACACCCGUAGGCAACAUGAUAGCGGCCGUCAAUGCUAUUGUUCCUGUCCGCUCGUGGCUUCCGCUGAAGGCGAAUUUCGAGUUCGUCCAAGCUAAGAAGACGGUCCGCACCCUCCUCAGGCAGCACAUUCGAAGGCGAAAACAGGAAAUUUUGGAUGUCAAGCACUCCCUGGACACGGAGAACUCCCACUUGGAUCUCCUUUCCCUGAUCCUCAAAGAGAAGUCUGAGGGGCUUGCCCAAUGGACAGAGGAUGAAAUCCUUGGAAAUGUAACGAUCAGUAACUUUCUUCAAGGGCACGAGACCACCGCUGGCGCAUGUGCAUGGGCUCUUCACGCCCUCUCUUUGAACGGACAUAUGCAGAAGCGACUUCGGGAUGAAAUUAACGUGAGCGUCCUGGAGGACACCGACCCAACAGUGGAGCAAAUCGAUGGUGCCCCUUUCUUGAAUAACUUUGUGCUUGAGGUUCUUCGCUUCUACUCACCAGCAAUAUCUACACCCCGGGAGGCGGCUCGAGACGUUGUUAUCUGCGGCCAGUUUCUGCCAAAAGGCACAAUUAUCGAAAUCGUCCCUGCCAUAUUGGCCAUGAACCCGACCGUAUGGGGGCCUACCGUCGAUCAAUUUGAUCCUGACCGCUUUGACAAUUUGCCCCAGGAAGCCCGAGAUCCAUAUGCCCAGCAGUCUUUCAUUUCGGGCCCAAGGGUUUGCAUUGGAAAGUCGUUCGCUCUCCUCGAGUUUAGAGCUCUGUUGGUACAUUUGGUGAGGAAUUUUGAAAUUCAGUCGGUAGGAAACCCAGUCGAGUACCUUCGCGGCUCUCCCUCCCUACGUCCAGCUGGAGGUCUACAUCUCAAAGUUACAAAGAUCUGA
This is a messenger RNA of Exophiala aquamarina CBS 119918, 1593 nucleotides long. RefSeq lists its product as uncharacterized. Gene Ontology annotation, molecular function: oxidoreductase activity, acting on paired donors, with incorporation or reduction of molecular oxygen; monooxygenase activity; heme binding. The transcript is spliced from 5 exons. NCBI's taxonomy places the organism in Eukaryota, Fungi, Ascomycota, Eurotiomycetes, Chaetothyriales, Herpotrichiellaceae. The record is from RefSeq and is a predicted model, not a curated record. The coding region runs from base 1 to 1593 and encodes 530 amino acids.